AUGUCGACGGCUAACAUCCCCUCAAUCUCUGUCGUGGCUUCUUCACGAGCCGUCAUUUCCGGUCGUCUGACCUCUGCUACUAUUGUGAUCUCCAAUACCACCGGCCGGAUCACCGCUGUUUUUGACUCCGUUCUGCCGGAGUCGGAAUUCCCCGCGGGCACCCCAUACACUGACUAUUCCCCAUAUGUUCUGCUGCCCGGGUUGGUGGAUGCGCAUGUCCACCUCAAUGAGCCUGGCCGCACCGAAUGGGAAGGCUUCUAUACUGGCACCCAGGCCGCUGCCUUUGGCGGUGUGACCACCGUCAUUGACAUGCCUCUGAAUGCUAUCCCACCGACGACUACCGUGGCCGGACUCAAAGAGAAGAUUGCCGCUGCCCAGGGUAAGUGCUGGGUUGACGUGGGUUUCUAUGGUGGGAUCAUCCCCGGCAAUGCGGGAGAGCUCAAGGGCCUCGUCGAGAGGGGUGUUCGCGGUUUCAAGGGCUUCUUGAUUGAUAGUGGUGUGGAUGAAUUCCCCGCGGUCAGCCAAGAUGACAUUCAGAAAGCUAUGGUGGAAUUGGCUGACGAGCCCACCACACUUAUGUUCCACGCGGAGAUGGUGCCUCCAAUCACCGCCUCGGUCGGUGACGAGGUCCAGACCUCUGAUGCUCCGGCUGCGCCAACUGGGCCUCUUGAGGCAUACUCGACUUUCUUGGCCUCCCGCCCUUCAGAGUUCGAGAUAUGUGCUAUUGAUAGAAUCCUGUCCAUGGCCCAUCUCGCCCCGAACCUUCAGUUGCAUAUUGUCCAUCUGUCGGCCAUGGAAGCCAUCCCUCUCCUGCGGGAAGCUCGUGCCCGUGGCGUCAAAAUUACUGCCGAGACGUGCUUCCACUACCUCUCACUUGCUGCCGAGGAAAUCCGGGACGGCGAUACGCGUCACAAGUGCUGCCCACCGAUCCGUUCCCAGCUGAACCAAGAUGGUCUGUGGGAGGAGCUUGAGAAGCACGCCGGCGAUGGAGUCAUCAAGACCGUCGUCUCCGACCACUCUCCCUGCACCCCAAACCUGAAGCAACUCCCCUCCCAUGUGCCUGGUCACUGCGAAAGCAGCCAGGAAGAGAGCGGGGACUUCUUCUCUGCGUGGGGUGGCAUCUCUCGCCGCCGCAAGGGUUUGACUCCCUCUCCCGAAGACGACAACACCAAGAACGCCCUGCAAGAUAUCGUACGCCUGUGCUGUGCGAACACCGCCGCCCAGGUCGGGUUGCAAACCCGCAAAGGUGACCUGCGUCCCGGAUUCGAUGCCGAUAUCUGUGUCUUCGACGACUCCGCUGAAUGGACCGUGGAACCCAGCACCAUGCUCUUCCGCAACAAGUGCUCGCCCUACCAAGGCCGCACCCUGCGUGGGAUGGUCCGCGAGACCUGGCUGCGCGGCGAAUGCAUCUUCAGCCGCGCGAACAACUUUGGCGACAAGCCACCGUCUGGCAAGCUGCUUCUCGAGAAGCGGGCUUAG
Molecule: messenger RNA, 1479 nt
Organism: Penicillium chermesinum
Lineage: Eukaryota; Fungi; Ascomycota; Eurotiomycetes; Eurotiales; Aspergillaceae
Product: allantoinase alX
Exons: 3
Coding region: 1-1479 (492 amino acids)
Biological process (GO): allantoin catabolic process; purine nucleobase catabolic process
Cellular component (GO): cytoplasm
Molecular function (GO): cobalt ion binding; allantoinase activity; zinc ion binding
Source: RefSeq, a predicted model, not a curated record